Molecule: messenger RNA, 2098 nt
Organism: Acanthopagrus latus (yellowfin seabream)
Lineage: Eukaryota; Metazoa; Chordata; Actinopteri; Spariformes; Sparidae
Gene: slc35g2a
Product: solute carrier family 35 member G2a
Exons: 3
Coding region: 546-1907 (453 amino acids)
Source: RefSeq, a predicted model, not a curated record
CAGAUGUUAUGAUUAGUCCCCCCUCUCCUCUCCUCUCCUCUCGCUCCCUCUCCCUCUCUGUCUGUGUCUCUCUCCCUCUCUCUCUCUGUCUCGCUCUCCGGCCGAGCUGAGGAGGAGCAUCUGUAUCACUGCACGGAGGGAUGGACUGGCAGCAGGUCGCCAUAAAACGCACGGUCUCCUUCCGCAGAGCUGAGUGAGGUGAGGUGACCGCAGGUGUCGAGGUCGGUCCGGGGCUCAGAGGCGCGUCAGUCCGUCCGUCGCGGUGCCCUUGAGGAGGAGGGAGAGGAGGAGGAGGACGAGGAGGAGGAGGAAGAGACUUGCCGCAGGACAGAGAAGAGGACAUGGAGAUGAAGAGGUGAUGGAGCUUUGGAGAUGCUCGGCUGAUGACUGAGGCUGACCGAGAGUGAAGUUUCAACCCGGCGGGAUCCGCUGGUUUGCGGGAAAGCAGCGGCCGACUUUAGGGUUGUGUAAGGUGUGAAACAAGCUUUCGAGAGCAGCAGCAGAAGCAGCAGCAGCAUUGCAGAGGUCUUCAUUGAGGUUUAAAAAUGGAGUCCACUCACCUCCUGGGCAGCUCUAAGAAGAGAGUAAAGAUCCACCCUCACACUGUCACCGCCAAAUACGCCACGCACACCCCCUACUCCCCUCAACCUGGGGUGCACACACACUUCCCCCAGCCUGGGGACGAAGGCUACGACGAUGCUCCGUCUUUUGAGGACUUUGGCUCCUUCCUGGAGGAGACGUCAGACAAGAAACAGCUGACCGAGUCCAAGAAGUGGCCUUUGACUCUGUUUGGUUCCAAAGACAAGGACACGAGCAGCAAACCUCAAACCGCUGCUGCUGGGGGAGGAGAUGGAGGCGAGGGGGGAGCCAGAGGAGCAAAGGGGUCGGGGAAAGGGGUAGGGGAACAGCUGGCCAGUUUUGGGGAGGCAUCUGUGUCUGCGUCCCGGCUCACCUGGGUGGGGCUGGUUGGUGCUGCGCUGGCUCACGGCUGUUUGAUCGUCCUGACCCGCGUUGCCUCUGAGAGCUUCAGCCUGGGUCCCCUGUUUCUGCUCUUGGUUCGAUCCAUUGUCCAGCUGCUGUCUGUGGCUGUUCCACUGCACAAGGGUGAGAACCCUUUUGGACCAGAGGGCUACCGCCUACGUCUCCUCUGCUACGGCAUCGCCUAUUCUCUCUCCCUCUGCUGCGCCUACUCCUCAUUAACCUUCGUCUCUCCUGGAAAUGGCACAACAAUGUGGCGCCUAGCAACCACGGCACUGUCGGCGACCCUGGCCUUCCUGCUCCUGGAGGAGAGGCUGGGAUUGGCCGAUGGGAUCACCAUAGCUGCAGGACUGUGCGGUUUGGGGCUUGUGGUGCUUCCCACAGAAGACGAGAGUAAUUCAAAUGCACCAACCGACCCAGUUGCGUUCUGGAGGGGUGCGUUCGGCUGGUCUCUCGCGGCUCUCGCAGGACUGUGGAUGGCUCUGGCGCUGGUUGGGUAUCGUUCCCUGAAGGAGAGGGUGGGAGUGGGCACGGCUUUGUUCACAGUCAGCUGGACGGGCUGCCUGCUCGCCCCGGCCUCCUUGGUUCUACUCCAGGAGGGCUGGUCCUGGCCUAUGAGUGCCCAAGCCUGGGGUCUCGUCCUUGGCCUGGCUGCCUGCUCGGUUGCCGCCUUCCUUGGUAUGACGCAUGCCCUCACACGACUCCACCCGGCUUUGGUCUCCGCCUCUCAGAGCCUGGAGAUACCUGUCGCCAUGCUGCUGCAUCUCGCCGUGCUGCCGUUGGCUCCCACUGCGCCGGAGGUCGUCGGGAACGUGAUGGUCAUACUGAGCGUCGGUUGGCUGGUGGCAAUGAAGCUGCUACCCUCCCGCGGGGCAGGGCGCCGCCAGAGGGAGGAGUAUGAGGAGAUUCUGGACUCACCCAUUAAAUAGACUUCGCUUCACACCGCCUCCAUCUCUUCCCGCCACUUCAUGAGAUUGUUUCCAGUGUACAUAAGAGACUGCUAAAUGUUUAUUGGAGCUUUAUCUAUUUUGUAUUGUCCUCUUUGCUUUUGGGAAAGUGCCAAUAUUGUUGUCGUCUGUUCCAGUGACGUGUGAUGUGAUAUUAAAAUCUCUCAAACACA